Molecule: messenger RNA, 1639 nt
Organism: Closterium sp. NIES-67
Lineage: Eukaryota; Viridiplantae; Streptophyta; Zygnematophyceae; Desmidiales; Closteriaceae
Source: the annotation of a GenBank genome assembly
AUUUCUCAAAACAGAACAGCAGCACGCCACUGAAAGCUCGGAAUUCCCCAGGCUUGUUCCUCCAGCCAGCACACUAGGCGCCUAGGUUCGUAGCUCCCUAGGUUCCCUAGAUUCAGCGGAACAUCACCACCGCAUCUCGACUUGUGGUCGCAUCCUGCUCUUGACACUUUCUGGAUUCAAGCCCUCGCCCUUUGAACCCUGGGCCGAAGUGCACUGAAACGGCGUGUUAUUGCGACAAGAGUUUGGCAGUAGUUAGCCGUGUCAAUGUUCGGCGGGGGAACGAGUCGGACGUACGGAGUUAAGUUCCAGGCGAGAUGCAUCGCGGCGCAAGCCGGCGAGAAGCACCACACGCGAUUCCUGGUCGGGACGCUGAGCCUGCGAGAGGAGAAUGAGGUGCAUCUCAUCCAACUGGCGGACGACGGAUCAGAGGUGACCUGCGAGGGGCUCUACCUUCACCAGCACGAGAUCUGGGACCUUGCCACGUGUCCCUUCGACUCUGCGCUGCUCUCCACCGUCUACGCAUCUGCCGGCGAAUACCACGCUGCCAUCUGGCGGAUACCUGACAAGGCUUUCUCACAUGGCACUGGCGCUCCCUCCUUGCAACUGGCUGCAGAGCUCAAGGGACUCGAGGCUCCUGUGAAGAAAGUGCUAUGGUAUGGAGGGGACGUGGCAUUACACAGAGUGAUAACCAUUGACGAGGAGGUCAUCUGCGCCUGGGAUCUCGCCUCCAGCACUCGAGCAGCACAAUUUGCCACGGCGAAGCAGCGAGUGACUGGUAGCGGGCUGCAGAGGCUGCACACGGGAGCAUGGGAUCCACACAAUGCCGAUACUGUUGCCACCACUGCCGACACUUCCAUUGCCUGCUGGGACCUCAGAGCCGCCAUCAAGACAGCGAGCAUAGAGGGCGCGCACCACCUGCAGAUCCGAGACAUCGAUUUCAACCCCAACCACCCGCACAUCCUGGCGUCAGCUGGGGAUGACUCGCGCAUUCGCCUGUGGGAUCUGCGGUCCACCAAGCAAGCUAUCGUGGAGCUGCCAGGCCACUCCCACUGGACGUGCAGUGUGCGCUACAACCGAUUCUACGAUGAGCUCCUGCUGAGCAGCGGCACCGACUCAGCAGUCAACCUGUGGCACGUGCCUUCUGCCUCGGCAGCAGCCUUGGCCGACCACCUGCGCUCCAUACCUAACCCGGCAGGCUCGGGAAGAGCAGCAGCAGUGGCAGCAGCAGGGGGGUCUCCCAGGGGCCCCUUGGAUGAGCUGGCAGUCAGCUUCACAGACUACGAGGACAGCGUCUAUGGCAUCACGUGGAGUGCCAUAGACCCCUGGGUGUUUGCCUCCCUCUCCUAUGAUGGUCGGGUGGUGGUGGAUCUUGUUCCCACUGUCGUUCGGAGCCGCUGCCGCCAUUGAUGAUCCAACCCACUCAGGGCAAGGAUGUUAGGCAGAAGACACGGCUCAUUUUUUGUUAGCACACCAGAUUAUUUGAAGGCCCGCUCCCCUGGUACAAGCUCGAAAACAACCCUCCAUUUUGAAAGAAUUUGAAAACGAUUUUAUCACAACACAUUUGAGGGUGUGACAGUGAAACUGAAGUUGCUCUAUUGUCAGGCAUAUUCAUGCCAGAAAUUAUUGGAUUGGUUGGUAA